Messenger RNA from Sinocyclocheilus rhinocerous, 1359 nucleotides. RefSeq names its product TP53-regulating kinase-like. Gene Ontology annotation, cellular component: cytosol; EKC/KEOPS complex; nucleus. The transcript is spliced from 2 exons. Gene Ontology annotation, molecular function: protein serine/threonine kinase activity; ATP binding. Gene Ontology annotation, biological process: protein phosphorylation. The record is from RefSeq and is a predicted model, not a curated record. Bases 148 to 861 code for a protein of 237 amino acids. Lineage: Eukaryota; Metazoa; Chordata; Actinopteri; Cypriniformes; Cyprinidae.
AGGACUGCGCUCUAGCAUGAUGCAAAUACAAAGUUAGAACGGUAGGUGGCGGUAUGCGCUUGUGUUUAGAAUGAAAGGAGAAGCGUAAGUAGCAUUUUUUCCCCGGAAGCAGAGAGCACGUGGUGUGUCGCAGGCUUAGAGUGGAACAUGGCCCACUCGGACUCAGUCAAAGCGAGCGUCCCCUCGUAUUUAAAGGAAGCACAGAUGAUUAAACAGGGCGCGGAAGCCCGUGUCUAUCGAGGUACGUUUUUGGGUCGUUCCGUGAUUAUUAAAGAGAGAUUCCCAAAAUUAUAUCGCCACCCUGAAGUGGACGAGAAACUGACGCGCCGCAGAACCACACAGGAGGUGCGAUCCAUACUGCGAUGCAGGAGAGCAGGUAUCAGCGCACCCGUUGUUUAUUUUGUUGACUACACCACUCAUUGCAUUUUCUUGGAGGAUAUUAUUCACUCGGUGUCAGUAAGAGACCACAUUGCAUCGGCUCAAGCGUCAGAACAAAACCCACAGCAUCUCCAGACUCUAGCAGACAAGAUUGGUGAAAUCCUGGCUCAGAUGCAUGAUGAAGAUGUCAUCCAUGGUGAUCUCACCACCUCCAACAUGCUUCUGGUCAGUGGAGCUGAAGACCAGAACAUGAAGCUGGUUCUGAUCGACUUUGGGUUGAGUUAUAUUUCUGCUCUACCAGAAGAUAAAGGCGUUGACCUGUACGUGUUGGAGAAAGCUUUUCUCAGCACUCAUCCCAGAACAGAGACUUUAUUUGAGAGACUUCUGAAAAGUUACUCUGCUUCAUCCAAAAAGUCCUCCGCGGUCAUCAAAAAACUGGAUGAAGUUCGAUUGAGAGGUCGGAAGAGGUCUAUGGUGGGAUGAAGUGCAUUACACUGUAUAUUCUGGCAUUGAAAUGGUUUCACACAGGAUAUGCUUCAAGCUUACAGCUGUAGUUUGAUGUUGGAAGUGUAGUCUUCUUUGAAGUACAUGAAUGUGUAAGGUUGUUCGACGCAGUGAACAUUAACGUAAUGAAUGCUUUAAACUCAAAUUCUCCAAUUCAGUCUGAGUGCAUAAUAGACAAAUGCACACCCUCGACUGAAGACUGAUUCAAACACGUGGAAAUCCACUGAUGUCUGGCCAACCUGAUCGAUUUUUAAUGAAUGUUGGUCAAAGAGUAACUUUUUUUUUUUUCUUUUUCUUACUGUACUGCUUCAUCUAUGGUUACAUAUAAUUAAUAUAGUGCAAUAAUAAUUGCCAAAAAAUGGCAGCUGAAUUUUUGAGCCCUACUAAAAAUACAUGUGUAAACGCGUACAUCAACAUGUUCAGUGUGCUUCCAAGACCUGUGAAUGAAACCAAUAAAAAAACUAGAUUCACGUUUCA